GAUAGAACCUGAUGGUGCAGCGAGCUUUUUACCAGCAAUCCACGGGACGACACGCUAUCCUUGCAAAAAAAAAAAAAAAAAAAGAGGAGAGGAGAGGGGGAAAACACCUAAACGUCGAACCAAUAAGGUGGAUUGAGCUCUUUUGCUGAUUGCGUCACCGGAACAUGGACAAACGCAGACGGUGUCUCCGGAAUGAUGCGGCAACAUCUUCAACAAUUGGGCUUAAUGGAGAAAACUAAAGAAGUCCCUUUAAGAUGACACUUACAGGACCACCUGAUUUACUGGUAUCGAGUGUGCAUCGAGACAUAAAAGUUAGCCCCCUUUCUCCACUCUCCAAAUCCUUGCAAGAAGAAUGUAAUUAUUUCGACUGCAGCACACUGGAAGACACCAACAGCAAGGCCAAUAAGCGGCAUUGCCGUACCUUUGAAUAUAAAUCAUUGCCAAAACAGAAGAACUAUUCAAUGCAUUCCCCAAAGAAGAGAACCGAUAGGCAUGGCGCUAAACCAGAUAUUGUUUGGAAUGCCCUGGGCCACCAACAGAGGUACCGCUUUUCUGCUCCAGACAUUUUCAGCCAUAGGGUACCAUCUCAACCAAUGGAUGCAGAUAAUCAGUCUGCUGUCCAUAUCCAAAAACGAAAGAACAGGUCAAAAAGUGCCCCUUGGGUGGAAACCAGUCUGAAUCCUGCAUCAAUUCAGUCCCCAUCCUCAGCGAGAAAGGGCAGGGAGUCUCGAUGGACUGCUCACUGGAGACCUGAAAUAUCACUGAGUAAGGAGUCCCGCUAUGCACCAAAUAGAAAACAUUUACAUGACGUGUAUCCUGUUCGACUUCCUCCUCAAAUGAGUGAUAACAGACACUCUCCUCAUUAUUCUGCUGAUAGCUAUGAGGAGGCAUUGCUGGAUAAACCACCAACUAGUCAUCAUGUUCGGUGUCGGGUAGACAUUAAACCAAAUAAUUCAGCAUUGCAUCAUCCUAGACAGAAACAGCCAAUUUCAUCAAUGGACAUACCGUGGCAAAGGUACCACAAUGAGGGGGGUAGGAGCCUGACCGUGCCCCGUCAUUUCUCCUAUUCUAGAACCCCAACUCCCACCGACUCAUUGGGCCGAGAGAGUCGGCAAACUACUCAAUAUUCCUGUAGUCUGCCAAAUAAAUACAACCAUCAAGUGGAAGGUCCUUUCGAAAUGAUGCUUCCAUCGAGUUAUCAAAGAGAAAACAGAGCUCAUUCCAGUCCAAACAUGCCAACUCAAUACUUUUAUGAAGAUGAUCCUGGUAGAUAUGUUACCACUGUUGCCCCUCAGCCAAGUUCUUAUUUGUAUGAUCCUUACACACCAGGACAAACCUCCAAAGUGCAAUGUGUCCAUGAAAAAAGAGGUCAAACAGCUCAUUCUAUGGGUACAAGACCGAGUUAUACUGAAAUGGAGCACUAUCCAUACACUGUACAGUUAACAUAUCCAAAGUCCUAUACGACAAAUGAUCCAGGGCCAUAUAUCAUACAACCACUACCAGCAAAAACAUUUUAUGGGGAUGAUCCAAGGUCUUAUCAAAUUCAGACUGGCCCGCCACGGUUUUAUUAUCCAAGUGACUUACAUGCCAUGCCGCCCCAGCACCAUGUCCCAGCACGGGCAUAUUACACAGAAAGCCAAAAAAGUGCCCGAGUCAUGCAGGCACAAACAGACGAUGGUUAUGUUUCAUAUGCUCCCGGAUAUUCUUCUAAUCCUGUGUCUUAUGUGACCCAUGUCACUCCAACCAGAGUCAAACAAGAAUCACUAUUAAUGCCCUGGUAUUCUAAUAUUUCCGCAGAACCUCAAAGAAUUGACACCGAUUCAAAAUCCUACUCGAAGUCGUUAGAUGAUAUUCUCAACUCCCAUACGGAGAGGGAACAACCUCCUUCUGUACAACGGCGUCAGAGCUAUGAUGAUCUGGCGCCAAGAAAACCUGCACGCACCUCAGAUGAUAAACCGCAGCCAGUCGUCGUCAAUCUCUCCACUUCACCAAGACGUUAUGCGGCCUUAUCGAUGUCUGACAACUCUUUAAUUGACCAAAGCCCCCCGCAGACAUCAAAGAACUACACUAGCAAACAGUGGGUAGUCACACCUGAGAUUACAAUCACUGAUAAUGACUUUCGGACAGGUAAUCUUCAGAAUACUGAAGGACGGUCUGCCAGCUGGGACAUUCUGGACUCUAGAGGCAGUGAAGGCCCAGAACUGGGUCAGCGUGACAUGAAAGGCUCAACCAAAGACAAACCAUAUGACAGUGGCUCUCUUCAGCAAAGCCUUGAACAACUUGAUGAGCUGCUGGCUGAUCUUGUUACUGACUACAAACCACCUAGUAGAAGGGCAAGCGAGGACAUAUUAGAUCAGCUGAAGAAGUUAAUUGAUGAGGAAGAGGCGGUGUCUUUGUCCAGAAAAUGUUCAGUGGCUGUUGCAGAAGGACCACCUCCCCUUGACAAGCAGCCAACAUCCAUCAGAGUAAAUCCUGAUUCUUUUCAUGAUAUGGAUGGAGCAAGCGAUGCAAUGAAGAGUGCGGAUGAGUGCUCCCCAGAUCAGAGCCCAGAUGAAGAUGACACAAUGAUGUGUUCAAAUAACAGAUGCCGGAGAACUGAAACUCUGUUUAACGCUUGCCUUUACUUUAAAUCCUGCCACAGCUGCUACACCUACUACUGUUCUCGCAACUGCCGAAGAGAAGACUGGGACAUUCAUAAAGAAAGCUGUGUGUACGGUAGAAUUGGCAGCUCAUGUCGACAUAUCAUCAAACAUUGUCGUGAGACUAUUGAAGUCCACAAAGCCUUCUCCCGUCUUGCCAAAGUCGGUUACCUUUCUCGAGGUAGAGGAGUUCUCUUCCUUGGUUUUCCGAACACAAUGUCUUCCAGUAACUUUUUGCAGUCCGGCCUGGACAGUCUGCCUAUGUCGCCAACGUACCUGUCUCUCCGAGAGCUCGAGAGUUUUCAGGAUAACCUUGGUGAUUACUGCAAAGAGCUGCAAGAAGCUGGAAAAGAAUAUGACCCAAACGAAUGUUUUAUCUUGAAUGUAUCCAUUGCUGUGGGUGAGCAGCUGCCUGAUGGGCCUUCACCGAGGAACCAAGCUCCAGCAGUCAGAAAAUAUGCAAAGGUUGCUCUGGCCUCUUUUAGCCCUGACAGAAAGGUCUACAAGAAAGAGUCUGAGAUGGAAACCCUGAUCUUAACACCUCCACCGGGAACCACGGAUAUUGACAAAGCUGGAGAAGAGGGCAGGAAAGCCAGGGAGAUCUGUUUUAUCAACAUACAACGAGAACUACGCAUUCGAGGAGUAUUCUUACGCCAUGAAUACCCGAACGUGUAUCAGCAGCUCUGUGAGUUUGUGGAAAAUAACCUAAGGUUCACCCCCACCACUAUUUAUCCAAUUGAUAAGAGGACAGGUAAACAGUUUAUGUGCAUGAUUAUGGCUGCCUCUGAGCCAAGGACUUUGGACUGGGUUGGCACACCGCAUCUCCUGGAUGAUAUCAUUUAAAUUCAUAUUUACAUAAAUUAUACAUACAUACAGUACAGUAGAUGUGUACGGAGCACGCAGACACACAUGUCUGCUUGGUUAUUUUGGCUUGUCGGUAUAUUUUUUAUCAGAAUUUUGUACAGUACUUUUUUUUUUUUUUUUACAUCGUACAUCGUUUUUAGACAAAUAUUGAUAGUGAGAUAUCUGUAUAUUGGCCGCUUACUGUUACAGCAUAUUUUCUUCAUGAGGGAUGACCUCAUCUUUGGGGUUUAAUGAAGAAAAUUUGUAUUUUUUUCCUUUUUCGACGAGAGAAAUACUAUGCAAUGCAGCCGUAGGAUUUAUUGAUCCCAAUUGUGGUGCUUCAUUAUAUUACUUCAUUAUAUUACUGUAGAACAUACAGUACUGUAAAAUAUUAUGAUUGAGACUAAUUGAACCUUCCCAAAAACUUAAAUGGUGUGUCAGUCAGAAGCAUAAAAUGCAAACACAUUUUCAAUCGGCUGAUAUAAUAGUGCUGAUAUAUUAGUACUGUCAGCCAAUUAUUUUUUUAAUCAGAUUAAUCGCACAUUUGAAUUUGGAUUAAUCAUGAUAAUUCACAGGUUAUUACUUACUCACAUAUUUUAAAUUAACUUAGAAAGGGCCCGAU
Molecule: messenger RNA, 4104 nt
Organism: Nerophis lumbriciformis (worm pipefish)
Lineage: Eukaryota; Metazoa; Chordata; Actinopteri; Syngnathiformes; Syngnathidae
Gene: ajm1
Product: apical junction component 1 homolog
Biological process (GO): cell-cell junction organization
Cellular component (GO): apical junction complex; plasma membrane
Source: RefSeq, a predicted model, not a curated record